ACUGUCUUCAUCAAAGAUUUGAUAAGGCACUUGGAUCAUGUGGAACGCGAUUUUUGGAAGUUCAGAGGAACCAUCUCCAACUGCUUUGGAGGUGACAUUCACCCUCAAUGGAAAGCAGGUCACAGUUGGAAAUGAGGUGGUUGAGGGUACGUCGUUGAACACGUAUAUUCGCGAUGUGGCCAAACUAAAAGGAACCAAGUUCAUGUGCACCGAAGGAGGGUGCGGAGCUUGCGUGGUCGCCGCGACCAUCGAGCACCCCGUCACCAAGCAAAAACAAACUCUCUCCAUCAAUUCGUGUUUGGUGCCGGUUUUUGCGUGUCACGGAUGGGAUAUUCGGACGGUGGAGGGAAUUGGCAACAAACGGGACGGCUACCAUCCUGUUCAAGCGAAUUUGGCCCAAUUCAAUGGAACUCAAUGUGGAUUCUGCUCACCCGGAAUGGUCAUGAAUAUGUACAGUUUGGUUGCUGAUGGAAAAACACCAACUAUGGCUGAGGUGGAGAACGCUUUUGGUGGAAAUUUGUGCAGGUGCACGGGCUAUCGCUCAAUUCUGGACGCCUUCAAGGCUCUUGCUAAGGACGCAACGCCAAUGAUGAAAAAGCAGUGCGCUGAUAUUGAAGAUAUGUACAAAAUUUGCUCUAAAACCGGUCUUGCUUGCUCUGGCUCCUGCAAGAAAGACUCGAAUUUUGAAGAAAUUGUGCCAAAGUCGGUGAAAAUUCCCGCCGCAAACUGGUACAAGGUGACCACUUUGAAUGACCUGUUUUCGGUGAUCACCUCCCUCGGAGCAACCGUCUACCAGUUGUCGGCCGGAAACACCGCCGAAGGCGUCUACCGCCACUACAAUCGCCAAUUCGACGCCCGCAUCGAUGUCAAAGACGUGCCAGAUCUUCGCACAAUAAACACCUCCGGAGGCUUCACCGUCGGCGCCAACGUUACCCUGACAGAGGCCAUCGCCGCCUUCAAGACCCAGGCGGCCAUUACCGGUUACUCAUACCUCACCGAACUUGCAAACCACCUUGACGUUGUGGCGAAUACCUCAGUUAGAAAUAACUAUAAAGUGCCAGGAGCUAAAGACAUUCCGGCCGAUUUUAGGAUCAAUUUCAGGAAGAACGCAUCCAACCCUCUGGGGUUGCUGAACUCAAAGGCCACUGGUGAACCGGCCUUGAAUAUGUCGAUCGUGUGCUUUUUCGCGCUGAGGAAUGCUUUGGACUCGGCACGGAAGGAUGCUGGAGAUGUGGCAGAUUAUUAUGAUAUCAAAUUGCCAGCCACGGUUGAAACAAUCGCCAUGACCAGCUUGACUGACACGAGCCAAUUCACGUUUGCAUAGUUAGAGCAAAAAAAAGGACGGCAUUGCUCAUUUAUGUAAAAGCGAGAAAGAAAAUAAAAUUUGUUCCCAAUUAGCAAAUUCAUUUCUUUGUUCAUUGCUGAAAAUAAUAUUCAAAUUUUUAUCAUAGGGUUGCAAAAAAAUAAUGUAUGUACUCAGUGAGUUUAUGCGGCUAUUUAAAUUGUAA
Messenger RNA from Neocloeon triangulifer, 1508 nucleotides. Its product is annotated as xanthine dehydrogenase-like. Lineage: Eukaryota; Metazoa; Arthropoda; Insecta; Ephemeroptera; Baetidae. The coding region runs from base 38 to 1324 and encodes 428 amino acids. The transcript has 9 exons. Gene Ontology annotation, molecular function: 2 iron, 2 sulfur cluster binding; flavin adenine dinucleotide binding; oxidoreductase activity. The record is from RefSeq and is a predicted model, not a curated record.